AUGUUCGCUCCGAGACAAGCCCGGAAAGCUUACUAUGGUGCCUACUGUCUCAUCAACCCCAUGGUUGAUUUGGCCAAGAUCCUGAUGUGGAUGACGGACAACCUGAGUUUACACAGCAACCACACGUCACUUCAGCGGCUUUCCCAGACAGCUUUGAACUUGGAUCGGGAACUAGAUGACUGGAAAUCCGGCCUCCCACGGCAGUUGCGCUUUGAUUUGUCGUCAUUGGAAGACAGCGAGUUUGCCAUGAAGCAAAAGACUGUUCUCAAACUACGUAAAAAGACACCGAAGCAGUAA
This is a messenger RNA of Colletotrichum spaethianum, 297 nucleotides long. RefSeq lists its product as uncharacterized. The record is from RefSeq and is a predicted model, not a curated record. Bases 1 to 297 code for a protein of 98 amino acids. NCBI's taxonomy places the organism in Eukaryota, Fungi, Ascomycota, Sordariomycetes, Glomerellales, Glomerellaceae. The transcript is spliced from 2 exons.